GGGCGGCGCGCGGGGUCGGAGGGCGGCCGGCGGCGCAGGAUGGCGGCGGCGGCGGCGGCGGCGGCGGGCGCGGGGCUGGCGGGGGCGGCGGGCGGCGCGGGCGGCGGGGCGCGCGAGGGCGCGCGGGUGGCGGCGCUGUGCCUGCUGUGGUACGCGCUGAGCGCCGGCGGCAACGUGGUCAACAAGGUGAUCCUCGGCGCCUUCCCGUUCCCCGUCACCGUGUCGCUCUGCCACAUCCUGGCGCUCGUGGCCGGGCUGCCGCCGCUGCUGCGCGCCUGGCGGGUCCCCCCCGCGCCGCCCGCCGCGCCCCCCGGCGCCCCCGGCCCGCGCCUGCCGCCGCGCUUCUACCCGCGCUACGUGCUGCCGCUCGCCUUCGGCAAGUACUUCGCGUCCGUGUCGGCGCACGUCAGCAUCUGGAAGGUGCCCGUGUCCUACGCGCACACCGUGAAGGCCACGAUGCCGGUGUGGGUGGUGCUGCUGUCCCGGCUCAUCAUGAAGGAGAAGCAGAGCACCAAGGUCUACCUGUCCCUCGUGCCCAUCAUCGGCGGCGUCCUGCUGGCCACGGUCACCGAGCUGUCCUUCGACCUCUGGGGGCUGCUGAGCGCGCUGGCCGCCACCCUGUGCUUCUCGCUGCAGAACAUCUUCUCCAAGAAGGUGCUGCGGGACUCGCGCAUCCACCACCUGCGUCUGCUCAACAUCCUGGGCCGCCACGCCAUCUUCUUCAUGGUACCCACCUGGGUGCUGGUGGACCUGUCCGCCUUCCUGGUCAGCGGCCAGCCGGGCUCACUGGCCCGCUGGCCCUGGACGCUGCUGCUGCUGGCCCUGAGCGGCUUCUGCAACCUGGCGCAGAACGUGGUGGCCUUCAGCAUCCUCAGCCUCGUCAGCCCGCUCAGCUACUCCGUGGCCAACGCCACCAAGCGCAUCCUGGUCAUCGCCGUGUCGCUGCUGCUGCUGCGGAACCCCGUCACCGGCUCCAACGUGCUGGGCAUGCUCACCGCCGUGCUGGGCGUGCUGCUGUACAACAAGAUCAAGUACGACGCCAACCAGCAGGCCCGGAAGCACCUGCUCCCGCUGUCGGCCGGGGACCUGGGCGGGAGGGGGUCUCCGGAGAAGCCACAGAACGGGACGCUGUUCCCCGGUCACGGCGAGUUCCUGCACGGACGCCAGACCCACCCCGGGGCCCACAGCUUCGCCCGCUAUGACGUGUAGCCCCGGGAGGAGCCGGGGACCCGCCCGCCUGCAUCCCCAGAGGAGCCCCGAGUCUCCCCGCCGGCUCCGGAAUGUUCUGGAAGCUCGGGGCCUUCCACAGGGCAGAGUCGCCGCCCAGGGGCCGCCCCGGCAGCACUGUCGGACCCUCUGUGGCGCCCUGCCCUCCCCCCCCAGUACGGGCCCUGGCGGCUGAAGCCCGCCUUUGGGGUCCUGGGACAGAGCUUUCUGGGCGGGGGUCUCUGUAGCUCUGUGUUGGGGGCUGUGCCCUGGUCCCCGCGGGGACCGGCACGGACACGGAGCCCCGAGACUGGGGACGCGGACCCUGGGAUCACCCAGCCCAUUGGGGCUCUGGUGGUCCCUGGGGGGCUUGGUGUCUCGGCAGAGCUGGGCCCUACCCUCCUCUGCCCCUCCCAGCCACCCCCUUCCUGCCUGAGCCCCCCAAGAAGGCUGGACGCCCCCUUCCUACUGCCCAAACCUGACCUUCCAAAGGGACGGCCUGGGGGGGGUCACAGGGCCCCCGUGGACCCCAAGUUCUGGGGUGCCCUCCUCCCGCAGUGAAUGGGUGCACCGGUCUCCCUGUGGGCAGGCAGGCUGAGCCCCCAGAGGAGGGAACCUUCCUCCCUCUGGCCUCUGGGACGACCGUGUGGCCUGACCUGACGCUGGGGUGGGGGGCGCUGGGAACCCCCCUCCUGAAGUCACGGCUGGCGCUGGCGACGUCGUCGGACAGACCCACAGCCCUCACCGGCCCUGGGGCGGGGGGGGGGGGUCAGGGGGUCGAAUCCAGGACCAACACACUGAGCCCCUCCCGCCCGAGAAGGGUUUGGAGUAGCGCCCACCUGCAGACCUGCAGACCCUGACAUUUUAUCCACCUGCAUCUAAAAAGCACUAGGUCGGCCCUGGGGUCCCCCACCCGGAGCACGGGGGGGGGGGGAAUGGCUGCAGGGCCCCUGGUGCCCACUGUCCCCCCCCACAUCAACCAAAAAUAAACACGGGUCCCGGGGACUCGGGACAGCUGCGCAGGGUCUCCCUGUGGCUACCCCCUAAAAGAACAAGGCCAGGAUGUGGGGUGUCAGCUCUGGCUGCCCGCAGGGGAGGGUGGUGCCCAGGAGACCGUGUCGCCUUCCCAGCCUGGUUGAUUUACGGAGACCUCAGUCCCAGGCUUCCUCCAGGGCGCUGGGGGUUGGGCUCGAACUCGGGUCUCUUCCCACACCAGGGCGGCGCCCUGUCCCGUGCUGUGCACCUGACAUCCAGCGGCCUCUGCCUUCUACGCUCCCAGGAGGCACCUGGGGGCUCGGGCCUGCACCCCGCCUGGCCCAGCCCUGUUUUUUAUUUUUUGGGGGGCACAGUGAGCAGAGUCCAGGACCCUCAGGUGGGAGGUCCUGGGCCUGACCCGAUGGUCGUGUCCUGCUGCUCCAGUUCAUUAAAACUUGUUUGCUAGAGACGCAA
Erinaceus europaeus (western European hedgehog) is the source of this 2655-nucleotide messenger RNA. RefSeq names its product solute carrier family 35 member E1 (gene SLC35E1). Gene Ontology annotation, cellular component: Golgi apparatus. The record is from RefSeq and is a predicted model, not a curated record. Bases 40 to 1209 code for a protein of 389 amino acids. The transcript has 6 exons. Gene Ontology annotation, molecular function: antiporter activity. NCBI's taxonomy places the organism in Eukaryota, Metazoa, Chordata, Mammalia, Eulipotyphla, Erinaceidae.